AACGUUCAUCACCUUUCCCCUCUUUUUGAACCUUCAAUCCAGUCUUCUUGUGUGUGUGUUUUCAUCACCUUGCUUUCACCAUUUUGUCAAUCUGAAACAACAAUUCAGAGUGGCGGAAUGGAGUAUUUCAUCAGGGCAAACGCCGUCCGGCUAAGGAGCCACCACCGGAAAUACCUAUUAGCGGAUGACGACGGCGAACACGUGUCCCAGGACCGCCAAGGCACGGUAAAAAACGCCCGGUGGACGGUCGAAUUCGACGAAAAUUAUGACGGUGUUAUCCGAUUGAAGUCAUGUUAUGGCCGGUACCUCACCGCCUCCGAGGAUCCUCACAUCCUCGGCGUCACCGGUCAAAAAGUGAUUCAAAGCAUUCCUCCGAGAAUUGAUUCCUCCGUUGAAUGGGAACCGGUGUUAGAAGGAUCUAAAGUUCGUCUGAAAACUCGAUACGGUAAUUAUUUACGAGCUAAUGGCGGAGUGCCUCCAUGGAGGAAUUCGAUUACACAUGAUAUUCCUCAUAGACAUCAUAAUUGGAUCUUAUGGGAAGUUGAAGUUGUUGAGAUUAGGCUCGGUCCACUUCCGAAGAAAUCGAAUUCAUCUGAGACAGAUCUGGAUCUGGAAGGUUCUUUUCAUCUCACAUCCAUCCCCAUAUCUCAGGAGAGUAAUUCGAAGAACGAAGGGAGGAUGAUUUACUACAAAAUGGUGGAUGAUGAUGGUGAGAUUGUUGAUGCAGAAGGAUCGUUUCUGUUCAAGGGGAAUUGCAUACAGGAAUUGACUCAAAAUUUGGAGGAAGAAACGGAGCUGGAGAAUAUUACUGUGUGUUCUCGCAGCCCUUUGAACGGGAAGCUUUACCCUCUCCGGCUAGCUUUGCCGCCCAAUAACACAACUAUGCACGUCRUUGUAGUCCCUGCAACCUCCAAAGCGGCAAAGGAUUUCUAGCCGGUUUUACAUGACGACAACUGAGUACUAUUGAUGACCGAAUCUAUUUGUGACGAUACAUGCAACAGAAAGAAAGCAAAAUAAGAUGUCUUGCAUUGAAGACUAUAAGGAAGAAAUUAGAUAAUUUGUGAUUCAAUGCAAACUUUGAUCCAAAUCUCUUACCAUAUUCUUCAAGCUUCAUAUGUAUUUGAUUUGGUUUCACCUGUAUCUAACAUCACGCCUUGCGUAAAUCUUAUAUUACUGACCCUACCUUUGGUUGGGUAUACUA
This is a messenger RNA of Cynara cardunculus var. scolymus (artichoke), 1201 nucleotides long. RefSeq lists its product as uncharacterized. The transcript has 3 exons. The record is from RefSeq and is a predicted model, not a curated record. Lineage: Eukaryota; Viridiplantae; Streptophyta; Magnoliopsida; Asterales; Asteraceae. The coding region runs from base 118 to 933 and encodes 271 amino acids.